Messenger RNA from Fonsecaea pedrosoi CBS 271.37, 417 nucleotides. RefSeq lists its product as uncharacterized. The coding region runs from base 1 to 417 and encodes 138 amino acids. The record is from RefSeq and is a predicted model, not a curated record. The transcript is spliced from 3 exons. NCBI's taxonomy places the organism in Eukaryota, Fungi, Ascomycota, Eurotiomycetes, Chaetothyriales, Herpotrichiellaceae.
AUGGUGUACAACACAGAGGCCACGGAGUGGCCCUCGUUUGAAAUCAAUCCCGCGAUCAAAGACCUGAUUUCGCGGUUUUUCAAGCUGCUCGACACACAGGACAGCAGCGUAGGCAACGUUCUGGCAGAUGAGAUCUUCGCACCCAACGGCCAGAUUCGAGGGUCGAGAGACAGUGCCUGGAAAGUUGUGACGGAGCGGCGCCACGCUGUCCUCAAAGUCUUCUCGGCAGACCUAGAAGGCAGUGAUUUGUCUUUAAUCGGACACGUCGAGAUGUCUUUCAACAACGGGAAGAGCGUCGAGGGCGAGUUUGCCGGACGAUCGGGCGUCGAAGGCGCUACAGGCUCUUCUCCCAGACUGACGCUGUAUCAAGUCUGGGCUGACUCUACCCCUGUCACCCGUGAUCUCAUUCGCGAAUGA